Salvelinus fontinalis (brook trout) is the source of this 3509-nucleotide messenger RNA. RefSeq names its product actin-binding LIM protein 1-like. The coding region runs from base 101 to 2314 and encodes 737 amino acids. Gene Ontology annotation, biological process: lamellipodium assembly; cytoskeleton organization; cilium assembly. The record is from RefSeq and is a predicted model, not a curated record. The transcript has 23 exons. Gene Ontology annotation, molecular function: actin filament binding. Gene Ontology annotation, cellular component: stress fiber; actin cytoskeleton. Lineage: Eukaryota; Metazoa; Chordata; Actinopteri; Salmoniformes; Salmonidae.
GCUGCAUUAUUGAUGUGAAGAGGAAGGAAGGAUUGAAAGCAGUGCCGGGACGGGACUGUGUGUGUGUACGUGUUUGAGUGUGUUUGAGUGUGUAGAAGAGAUGAGGGAGAGGAGUUCGGUGCAGCAGCACAAGCAUCCUCCCUACGAUGGUGGGCUUUGCAACUAUUCCCAGAAAAUCAUCUCCUGCUUCGGACUGGACGUGGCACAUGCGCAGGACACACACCAUUCCAAUGAGAAGCUUCUGAUUCAGUGCUACAAGUGUGGGGAGCCAUGUAAGGGUGAGGUGCUGCGGGUCCAGUCCAAGCACUUCCACCUGAAGUGCUUCACCUGUAAAGUGUGUGGCUGUGACCUGGCUCAGGGAGGCUUCUUCAUGAAAAAUGGAGACUACCUGUGUACCCUGGACUACCAGCGAAUGCACGGUACACGCUGCAACGGCUGUAGGGACUUUGUGGAGGGAGAGGUGGUCACUGCCCUAGGCAAGACUUACCACCCUGCCUGCUUUGUCUGCACCAUCUGCAAACGACCAUUUCCUGCUGGGGAUAGGGUCACCUUCAAUGGCAAAGAUUGUCUGUGUCAGUACUGUGUCCAGCCCACGUCCCCAGGACCUGGCAAAGACCUCAUGGACUCCAACUGCUGUACAGGCUGUGGUAGAGACAUUAAGAAUGGUCAGGCUCUCUUAGCACUGGAGAGACAGUGGCACCUGGGCUGCUUUAAGUGUAAGGCCUGUCAAAAAGUCCUCACUGGGGAGUACAUCAGCAAGGAUGGCGCACCCUAUUGUGAGAAGGACUACCAGAUCCAUUUUGGGGUCCAGUGCGAGGCAUGCCAGCAGUUUAUCACAGGCAAAGUGCUGGAGGCAGGGGACAAACACUACCAUCCCAGCUGUGCACGAUGCAGCAGGUGCAACCAGAUGUUCACAGAAGGAGAAGAGAUGUACCUGCAAGGAUCAACCGUGUGGCACCCUGGGUGUAAGAACACAACCAGAACAGAGGAGCAACAGAGGGAACAGCCUUCAAGGUCGUCAUCCGAGAGUAUCUGUUCCAGACCUGGUUCAAGCAUACAUGGCUCACCAGGUCAUACCAUAUAUGCAAAAGUGGACAAUGAGAUCCUUGAAUACAAGGACCUAGCCGCCAUUCCCAAAGUCAAAGCCAUUUAUGAUAUAGACCGCCCUGAUCUGAUUACCUAUGAGCCUUUGUACACCUUGUCCCUUGAUGAGAGGGAGGAGAGGAGGGAGAGCGUGGGAGAGCUCCAUACUGCGAGAAGGGAGCGUUCCCCCAUGCCAGAUGACAAGAGCUGCUAUGACAUAAGGGAACGCAUCCUUCAGAGGUCUACCAGUCAGGGCUCCAUCGGCUCACCUGUCUACAAUCGUCAUAGUUACACCCCGUUGUCACGCUCACCACAGCAUUUUCACAGACCAGGCACUGAUCCACAAAGCGGGCGGAGCUCCCCUAUACCCCAAAGGCCAGACAGCCGGCCUGUCACUCCGCCUCUCUCUCUGACCCCUAAACAUUUCCACCUCCCAGAUCAGGGGAUCAACAUUUACAGGAAACCACCCAUCUACAAACAACACGAUUCACCCGCACCAAAAAGAAAGUCUGCUGAUGAAAUCAUCAGAUCCGCUACGUUUCCUGCUGCCCAUGUCCCCCCUCUGGAUGACACAUCACCGAGCAAGAGCGACCACUGGCCCCCCUGCGCUCUCUCCCGGGCCCUGGUUGCCUUAGGAUCAGAAGGAGGAAGGAGACGGUCUAGGGAAGAGGAGGAAGAGGAGGCCCUGAAGAGAAAGCAGCUCCAGGAGGAGCAUAUCAACAAGAUCCAGUCUGGUUUGGGGAAGCUGAUAAUGAAGGAGGAGAAUGAGAAGGAGCAGAUCAGGGAACGCAGCCAAUCGGCUCAGCGCUAUGACCCCCAGCAGACCAACUGUGAUGGAGAUGAUUCCAAAACCUCAUCGCUGCCUGGUUAUGGACGGAAUGGAUUACAUCGGCCUCAGUCCACAGAUUUCACUCCGUACAACAGCCAUGGCAACAUGUGUGGGGGAGGAAGAGAGUUUCAGCACAUAAGGGAUGGCAGUGCUGCAGUAACAAGAAUGGACAGGGGAGUAUCUAUGCCUAAUAUGUUGGAAACAAAAGUUGUACCAUAUGAAAUGCUCAUGAUAACCAGUAGAGGGCGAGCUAAACUGCCCAGGGAGGUGGACAGAACAAGACUGGAGCGCCACUUAGCCCCAGAAACGUUCUUUGACAUCUUUGGGAUGGAGAUCCAGGAGUUUGACAGGCUUCCACUGUGGAAACGCAACAGCUUGAAAAAGAAGGCCAAUCUCUUCUAGCAGUCAGAGCAGAAUGCACUCAUCCCAUCCUUUCAGAUAGCACUCUACUCUAUCACUGUAACAUAGAUGUAAGAUUUGUUUCGAUUUUUGUCAACCUUUUUUUCUGACAUGUUCAAGAAGGCAAUGGACUCUCUUUUUUCACGAUGCCUCCUCUACAGACUGAAUACAUGAUUUAAUUACUAUUAGAUACAUUUGGAAGGCUACAAGGAAAGAAAAUAAAACAAUUUCUUCCAUGUUCAAAAAUGAGAGAAUUAAGUCAUGUUCUUUUUGACUGCUGCGCUUGUUUUAAUUUCUGGCUUUGCUUUGAAUGGAACUGCUUUCCUUGACCUGCUUGUUUCCUCAUAUUUGUUGCUGUUGAUUCCUGUGGAACAUUGUUAGUAGAAUUUCAUGGCACCAUAUGAAACAUGAUGUUCACAUGCAAAAAUGGAAUGUCUGUCAGCUUCACAUGUCAAUGGUCAGCUUGCCUUCAUUUGGGCUAUCAAGGCAAAUCAAAUGUCUGUCUUCAUCAUGGGAAAUAUUGGGUCUUGACAUUUCUUUAUGGCUCUAGUACAUACCAGCUAGCCUAAGCACCUAACUAUGUUACUCUCACUGGCAUCAGAGUCUGGAAAAGCUGCUAUUCAAAACAAUAUAAUGUGGUUUACGUAUAGAUCCGGGUCAUAUUCUUUAGAGCAUGAAACGGAAAACAUUUUAAACCGCUUUUCAACAGAAAAUGGAAAUGAGCCUUCCUUAUUGGACGAGUCCAAGUAGUCCCUCCCUGUUUUCUUUGGUUUGAUGCCAAAUGAGUACGACUCAGUUUCGCCUCUCAGGCUCCCAUUGGAGUAGCAAUUCCUAUUUUACUAACAAACACAUUAAAUGUAAAAAAAUAUAUAUUAAAAAAAUUACUAUUUGAAAUGACUGUUUUAUAAAUGAAACCCACACUGCCAUUUGUUGUAUUGAAAUAUAAGCAAAAAAUAAAGCUUUAAAUCACUGUGUAUGUUAAUCGUCGGCUACUCCAAAGGUAUUGCCUGUAUUAGUUUACCUGUUCUCCUCUCAGCUAUUAAACUAUAAUAAACACUGUGGUUCAUAUAUGUUGUUCAAGGAACUGCAGUGUGUAAUGUAAUAUGAGGACUCCUGUCAAGAUUUAUGGAACAAAUCAGACAGUGUGUUCCGUUGACUUCCUGGACUUCAGCCAAUAAAGAGGCAGACACCCAUGGAA